Messenger RNA from Brassica rapa (field mustard), 483 nucleotides. RefSeq lists its product as uncharacterized. The record is from RefSeq and is a predicted model, not a curated record. NCBI's taxonomy places the organism in Eukaryota, Viridiplantae, Streptophyta, Magnoliopsida, Brassicales, Brassicaceae.
AUGCGCCAUCAUCUCACUGAGGUACUGAGAAAUCAGUAUCUACAUAUUGAGAAUCCUCAUGACCUUUGGACAGAAUUAAAGUCCAGAUACACUAUAGUGUUAUUACCAAAGGCCAGACACGAUUGGAUGAGUCUCAGAUACCAAGACUUUAGGUCUGUGGCCGAGUACCAUUUUGCUUUGAUCAGAAUCGUGUACCAACUGAGACUGUGUGGUGAAGUGGUAACAGAUGAGGAUGUAUUGUUCAAGGCAUACUCCACAUUCCAUCCAAGAGACCUGUUAUCGAAACAUAUCUAUAGAGAAAGAGGUUUCACCACGUACAAUGACCUGGUUUCUUGCCUAACGGUGAUUGAGAAUGACAAUGUAUUAAAGAGGAGUAGUGAGAUGAGAUACCCUGAUACAAAUAAGACUGAUAUGGAUCAGAAUGAAUCCAAGGGAGUCGUGUCCAAUAUAACUCAAGGAGUGGCCGGCAUGUCUUUUGACUAA